AGGAAGUUUGCAUUGGUUAACGGUUACAAAUAACAGGCUGAUAAAUAUAACUGGUAAAUAAAACUAAACAUAAAUUAACUUUUACAUGCCUUUUUGUACACCAUUUGCCAACGCAAGAAAUAGUUGCUUCUUUAUCAGAAUAAAGUGGUUUACAAAUGUAACUAAAUUGGGUGUAUUAUUUUCGUACAGAUAUUAUAAUACGUGUAAGUGAUAGAUAUACGCAUUCGAUGCCAGCAAGUAUUUGGACUAAACCAGAUCAUCAAUCGCGAUAUUGUGAACACUCUUCAGUAAAGAUGUCGAAUUCCAACUUUACAGAAUACGCAAAGGAUACUAAAAGUAGUCGUUGGGAGAACGAAGCAAAAUACCAGCAAUAUUCAACACAGUACCAAAACGGAAGUAAAACUUCAGAAGCAUGGACAAGUAGUGAUACAGAUACGAUAUUUCAUUCAACCUCAUUAAAAAAGUGUACACCAUCUAACAACCGCACAUCGGUAGACAACAAACUUCAUUUUAUCGCUGGCGGUGUCGCUGGUUGCGCAGCAACAAUUGUGACGUGUCCUAUCGACGUCAUUAAAACUCGACAGCAAUCAUCCUCCGGAAUUGCAACCACCCAAGCAAAACUUAGCUUUCCAUCUAGCACACCCAAAGGCACGAACACUCGGCUGAUGACAGUUUUCGCCCGUGGCUCAUUGCGCAAUACUCAUCACACCGGCGUUGUACAGCCCGCCUUGAGCAUACAAAAGAGCAGCAUACUGCAACACUGCAGGUACAUAUUAAAAGUAGAAGGUGGCAAAGCGUUCUUUAAAGGUCUUGGUAUUGGAUUAGUCGGCUCUGUUCCCUCCAGAGCUCUUUACUUCUGGACGUACAAUGCAACAAAAAUCGGGCUUGUCGCGGACUUUGGACUUAAAGCAAAUUCGAUGCCCACAAGCAUCAUCGCCGCGUCUGCCGGUGGCUUAGUGGCAACAACGGCAACUUGUCCCCUGUGGGUGUUAAAGACAAAGCAACAGCUUCACAGAAGAUUGAACAACUCGUCGUUAAGUUGUUUCGAAUGUGCGAAACAAGUGUGGCGCAGUGAAGGUUGGAAAGGCUUCUACAGAGGUCUUACCGCAUCUUAUGCAGGAAUUGUUGAAACUGUUAUUUACUUCACCAUAUAUGAACAUUUAAAGUCAUGGUACAUGAAGAGACAUAACAUGGACGUUUCCGGAGCGCACAGUUCUAUGUCUAGCUGGUGGGAACUGCCAGGGUUAAUGGUUAUAUCGUCUGCCUCGAAAUGUGUCGCCACUAGCAUUGUAUAUCCACACGAGGUUGCACGUACCAGAUUAAGAGAAGAGCCAGUUCAACAGCGUUACAGUGGUUUCUGGCAAACGUUGCGUGACGUGGCAAAAACCGAAGGAAGAAUUGGUUUAUACGGCGGCUUGCCUGCUCAGCUUGUUCGGCAGGUUCCGAAUAUGGCAAUACUAAUGGGAGUAUACGAAACUGUCGUGUAUCUGGGACAAAACUAACAAUAGCUUCUACUUCAAUGUUCGUGCUUGGUGUUUUAGUGGUUGCAAGUUCCACUGUGGCUGCAAAGUAAAUCAACCUUCAAUUGUCAUGUGGCAUAUGUGCUGAGACAAUAAAUGUGUUAAUGAUGGGUAGAAAUGAACUUUAAGUGCAAUUUAAUUGCGUCCCUGUGCUUGAACAACGAUGCUUUCAUUUUUCCGUUUAUUUUUUAUCAAUAAAUUCGAAAAACCCGAAUGGCGUCAGUGUUUUUACAGCAACAUCUUAUAGUUAUAUAUAGUGUAUAAGAUAGACUGUGACG
Molecule: messenger RNA, 1798 nt
Organism: Ciona intestinalis (vase tunicate)
Lineage: Eukaryota; Metazoa; Chordata; Ascidiacea; Phlebobranchia; Cionidae
Product: solute carrier family 25 member 36-A
Biological process (GO): pyrimidine nucleotide import into mitochondrion
Cellular component (GO): mitochondrion
Molecular function (GO): pyrimidine nucleotide transmembrane transporter activity
Source: RefSeq, a predicted model, not a curated record